This is a messenger RNA of Porites evermanni, 3810 nucleotides long. NCBI's taxonomy places the organism in Eukaryota, Metazoa, Cnidaria, Anthozoa, Scleractinia, Poritidae. The record is from the annotation of a GenBank genome assembly.
AUGGGUAUCCACGGACUCACAAGUUACGUUAAUUCGAUCCCAAAUCUUUGGGAAGAGAUCAUUCUUCGAGAUACCAAACUAGUCAUAGAUGGGUCUUGUUUGUGCUACUAUCUUUAUGUCAGUAAUGGAUUUGACUUCCGGUGCGGUGGGCAAUACGGCGAGUUUUACCACGCGGUUGAUUCGUUUUUUACUGCUUUGAGUUCUAAACGAGUCGAGUGCUUUGUGAUCUUCGAUGGCGCGGACGAUCCAAGCGACAAAAAACUGGAAACACUCCAGAAGCGAGCAAUCCAGAAUAUUCAAAGGGCGAAUGCUUUGGCAAAAUCAGCUGAUGACCGCGAGUUCUUACUUCCGCUUUUGACCAAAGUUGUUUUCCUACAAGCGCUAAGGAAUCGUGGCAUUCAAUUUGCAGUUUGCGACAGGUAAAUAAUAUUAAGCUUUGAUAAACACACUGUUUCGAAAAUUUUGAAAGCGGGAAUUCCCCCAUGGUGAGAUAGCCGGAAAAGGCGGAGGUUGAGGGAGGGGCAGUCGUCUUACGGGCAAUGGUAAGAAGUGAGCCGUUCGCGGGAAGCGAAAGGGACAGCGAACGACCUCGGACGUCUGAGAAUCAGGCUAUGAGUACCGAUGCGACAAAGUUGUUCACAGCCCUCAAUUUUUUCCGUAUUUUUAUUCGAUAACCAUACAAACUGGAAGCAAACUGCGUCGGAGCGUGAGGGGAUAGAGGGCUUGUUCGCCCCUUGCCUGCGGACACGGCAGGUACAAAACGCAGGUCGCAGGUCACAGGUCACUGUGCUACAGUAAAUGUUAGGGAGCUUUAGUAUUGACGACGGCAACGGCUGCGAAAACGUCAGUUUUAAAAUGAAUUCACGUUUUUUCAAUCUUUGUCGCGUUUAUUCCAAUUUGCUGAAUAUGGCAAGUGUAGGCGAAUUUCUCAGGAGUUGAUUUCUUGAGGACCGUACUCAAGUUUAGAGAGAGAAAAAGAGAUUCGUCGUCGAUUGUUUACGUCCUCCAUAACACUUGCAAUUAGGCAUUUUCAUGUCGUUGUCGUGCAAGGACGGUAAAGAAAUGUACAAAAAGCGUGAUGCACGUGCAAAGUUGUUGUUUUGCGUAAUAAACCUAUUGCUUUUUUGACGUCCUGGUUGCCGUCGCUGUCGUCUUUGCUAAAGCUCCCUAUUAAACAACCAAACCCGAAUCACAAUUUAAAACUGAGUUUUAGCUUAAGGCGAAACUGCCUAUCUCAGUUAUUUUUCAAUAGAGCUCUGACCUGCACCUGUGGCCUGUGAUCUGUAAUCUUUUUUUUUUUGUACCUGCCACUGCCGACAGGCUCCCAGGGAAACGUUGUUUAAAGAGAAGGGGAGAGACUUUAUCUCCUCGCACGGUAACCGGUCAUUUCGACCCCAACUCAUUUCGCCCCGGUUACUUAGCCCCCCUCGAACUAUAAGCCAUGAAGCAAAACAAGCACGCUUCAAAAGUAACAUCCUCGUUCUAAAAUAGGGGGCUAAGUAACCGGAGCGAAAUGACCGUAAAGCCCUCGCACUGUCCCCCACUAACGAGCCUUUCCAUAGGCAAGCACAUCCACAUAGUACGCUGCAAUAUGAAGAAAUUGUUUGAUUUAGCUUAAGCAAGUGUAUUUUCUUCUGCGGCAAGCAGUGUAGUGUUUGAUGUUGUAUUUGGCCUAAGAUGUAAUCCUCUCUCUUUUCCUCAACAGUGAAGCUGAUGCAGAAAUUGCUUCUUUGGCUCGAUCAUGGAACUGCCCAGUUCUAGGCAACGACAGUGACUUCUUCAUAUUUGAUGUAAAAGCAGGCUACAUACCACUGUCUUUUUUCGACUGGACAGCAGGUCAAUUAAGAGCCAGUAUUUUCUACCGUAGUAAACUGGCAUCACACUUUGGAAUUCGCGCAGAACUGAUUCCUUUGUUAGCUUCUUUGGCGGGCAAUGAUUACGUGAGUUCGGACGCACUGGCAGCUUUUAACCUUGCACUGAUUCGCAUUCAAACCACGAAUCGUUUUAGCCGAAGAGAAGCAAGGUUUGCAAGCAUUGCUAACAUGCUGUCCGAGCUACCUGACUCGUGUAACCAACAGAAAGCACUGGAGUCCGUCCUUCAAAUGAUAUCAUCACCGCAAAACAGAUGUGAACUGAGACAAGUUGUAGAACUUUCUCUUCAGGAAUAUAACAUUAAGGAAUCGAAUUUAUUGGAUUAUUUUAAAACUGGUGCGGUGUGCAGCUCUCUUAGGACACGUAAUGGCCACGAAAUUGAGCAGUGGGUUUUGCGUCGGUUUCGUUCUGGGCUGUUUUCAACCAAAUUUAUGAACAGUUUAACCUCAGGUAAAUGCUUGCUUCGAGUGCAGGUUGAAAACUGUGGGGAAAUUUCCGCAAACCGCUCUUCUCUCUGGCUUAGACAGUUUGUUUACGGUAUUCUAAACGAUGUAGAAGAAGGCACAAAAGAGACGGGAAAUUUACCAGCUGUGCGAGAAUGGGAUAGAGAGGGCAUGACGGUGAAGCCGUCAAAUGUUGCACCCUAUCAAGAGGGUGUGGUACCAGGUAUAAGUCUCAUGCCAUAUCUCGAGACCACAGAGACGCUAAACUUUUUGUUAUUUGCGCUUGAUAGUGCAGACACACCUGAAAUAGGGGCCUUACCGCAGGAUAUGAAGUUAUUUGUUGCAUCACUUCGUUAUCUUCUCAACAAUGCGCAGCCAGAGCUAAAGAUGAAUCAUCUCUUGGCUUUAUUGUGCUGUUGUGUUAACUUACAAGACAAUUUGAAGGAAGAGAACGUGAAAACUACAAACCUAAAAUACUCCCCUCAAUCGUUUGAUCUGCGAGCAGCGCACAGUUUUUGUCAGUGGCAGUCUGUUUUGAGAGACGCUAUCAACCUUAACUGUACUUUACUCGAGCCUGUGCUUACGCCGUACAUUCAUAAGAUAUACAAUGGACAAAUGGCGCACAAUCUGGCGGAGAAACUAAAUCAAGGUAAGUUAUUUAUCGACAAAACACUGAGUAAACUAUGCCAGCACUUUCCCGUGCACAAGCAAUACUCAAAACUAUGAAAAUUAGAACAAAAAAUUGAAAAACUUAAAAGACUUUUACAACAGAUGGACUUACAGUUAGAUGGUUUGCAUUUGGCACUGACUGAUUAUUGCGGUCGAAUCUUUCAACUUCUAUCGAGCUCAGCUACUUGAUUGGAUUGUGAGACAAAGUCACUGCCUUUUAGUCAAGCCCUUUUUGCAGGCGGACAUUUCCACCUCAAGUUGACAUUUCUUUUCAUGUUGAAUUUCUUUUCACGUUAGCUUGUGCUACUUUAAUAACCUACGUGAAAAGUCGAGUCACCGCAGAAUACUAGUUGACUCGACGCUGGUUGCAAAUAAAAAUAUAGGUUAUGAAUACUCUCUUAUGUUACAGUUGCAAGCUAACCGUUACCUUUUCAGUUUAAUUUUUCAAUGACAGCCGACAGUCCAACACUUCUACACUACAACGUGAACCUUGUUACACCUUGUAAUGUUACAAUCAAGAAAAAACGUACGAAUUUAGUAGUUAUUUAUUAUGUACUUUCUUUUUGCAGGACUUACCCCAGAGGAACUAAUUCCGUCUUUAAAACAAUUCCAGUUGUUCAACAAACUUAAAACAGCAGUAACAAAGGAUCUGCUACACAAAAUCGCUCCAGAAAAGAGACCACGUGAAAGGAACAAUGGAAGGAAGGCCAAAGGUUCUCAUGUCAAGGCUGCAACGAACACAUCUGAUGACGACGAAAUGUUGGAAAAUCGAUUUGCAUAUUUGUUUAAUUUGGAAGAACAAGAUAGUCAGGAUGACGACAAGUGA